AAAACAUACAAAUAAACCAAUGUGUGACCACAAACCCAAUCAAGAACCAAUGGCGUUGAAAACUUUGCCAGCGCAGCCACUGCGCCGCCCUAGCCUUGUAUGCUACGUUUUUCUCGUCAUACUAACUCUUAUCUUCAUCGCAGCUGUAGGUUUUCUCAUUACCUGGUUUGUAACCAAACCCAAGAAACUUCAUUACACUCUUGAAAACGCCUCGGUUCAAAACUUUAACCUUACCAACGACAAUCACAUGUCAGCUACGUUCAUAUUCACCAUCCAGUCCCACAAUCCUAACCACAGGAUCUCGGUCUACUACAGCUCCGUCGAGAUAUUCGUUAAAUUCAAGGACCAGACGCUUGCGUUCGACACGAUGGAGCCGUUUCACCAACCGAGGAUGAAUGUCAAACAGAUUGAUGACAUGUUAGUCGCACAAAACGUUGCCGUUUCUAAAUCCAAUGGUAAGAAUUUGAGGGCUCAAAUCUCGUCGGGAAAGAUCGAUUUUGAAGUGUUUGUUAAGGCGAGGGUUAGGUUUAAAAUCGGGGUAUGGAAGACAGCACAUCAUACGGCUAAGGUUAAGUGUCCUCAUGUCACGGUCGCCUUGUCGCAGUCACAGAAUUCCCAAAAUAGUUCAUGUGAUGUUGAUAUUUGAUUACUAAGUUUGCAUUUUCACACUAAUAAUCGUAUCGUUCAUCCUCUGAUAUGUGAUGCUGGUGAUUACUGUUAUGCAUGAACGAAUAUUUGUGCAUUUAUACUUGUUUUUAACGUCAACACUCACAUUUAUUAUACUCUUUCUUUCUUUC
This is a messenger RNA of Camelina sativa (false flax), 797 nucleotides long. RefSeq lists its product as uncharacterized. Gene Ontology annotation, biological process: defense response to other organism. The record is from RefSeq and is a predicted model, not a curated record. Lineage: Eukaryota; Viridiplantae; Streptophyta; Magnoliopsida; Brassicales; Brassicaceae. Gene Ontology annotation, cellular component: plasma membrane.